AUGACAACGGAAAAAGUAGCAACAGACAAGCAUCAGCUCUCCGUAUAUCCACUGUCUCACUCUACUUCAUCUGAAGAAAAAGUUGGUGGAAGGGGAGACCUUGAUGCUCUUCUUUGCCUUCUUGUUGUUUCUCGAUUUUUUAUGGAGCUGAAGGGGUUCUUGGGGUUGUUCCUGGCUUUGAUUCUGGUGGUAUUGCUCCCUGGUUUUGUGAUUGGAGGUGAUAUAGUUCAUGAGGAUGAUGAGGCCCCCAAACAGCCUAAUUGCUCUAACAACUUUGUCUUGGUAAAAGUGCAAACAUGGAUUGAUAAUAGAGAAGACAGUGAGUUUGUUGGUGUUGGUGCUAGAUUUGGCACUCCAUUGGAAUCUCAAGAAAGGCAUGCCAAUCGAACCCGUCUUUUAAUAGCAGAUCCUCCUGAUCUCUGCAGUCCACCUAGGAAAAAGGUGCUUCUCUAUUCCCCUUUCUUGGUCAUCAAUGAUAUUCCAAUGUGA
Messenger RNA from Dioscorea cayenensis subsp. rotundata (Guinea yam), 489 nucleotides. Its product is annotated as signal peptide peptidase-like 4. Bases 1 to 489 code for a protein of 162 amino acids. The transcript is spliced from 2 exons. The record is from RefSeq and is a predicted model, not a curated record. NCBI's taxonomy places the organism in Eukaryota, Viridiplantae, Streptophyta, Magnoliopsida, Dioscoreales, Dioscoreaceae.